Guillardia theta CCMP2712 is the source of this 540-nucleotide messenger RNA. RefSeq lists its product as hypothetical. The transcript has a single exon. The record is from RefSeq and is a predicted model, not a curated record. The annotation marks the transcript as partial. Lineage: Eukaryota; Cryptophyceae; Pyrenomonadales; Geminigeraceae.
GCCUCCGGUGUGCAUUACGAGGGAGAGGUGGAGGGGAGCAGAGCGGAGGGGAGAGGAAGCAUGUGGUUUCCUGAUGGGACCUCGUAUGAGGGGGAGUUCUUGGACGGUCAGUGUCAUGGGGAGGGGAGGUGGGUACACAAGACUGGGGAGGUCUACGUUGGGAGCUUCAGGAACGGGAUGGCAGAGGGGAAGGGAAGGCUGACAGGGAGAGGAGGAGAGGAGACGUUUGACGGAGAGUUUGUGCAGAACCUGCCUCAUGGGUGGGGGAGGAAGACGUGGGGAGACGGGUCAAGCUAUGAAGGAGAGUGGAGGAGAGGAGUUCAGCAAGGACAGGGGAAGUGGAGGAAGGGAGGGAACGAGUUCGAAGGGAGGUUUGAGGACGGGAUGCCGGAGGGAGAGGGGAGAAUGGUGUAUGGUACAGGAGAGGUCUACCAGGGUGAAUGGAGCAAGGGAAUACAGCACGGGAGGGGGGUGUUGUUUGAGAGGAAAGAGCGAAUCUAUGAUGGAUUGUGGAGGUUUGGGAAGAGGACGGGGAAGGGG